AUGACGGUGCUAGUGGCAAUGGCAGCUGUAUAUCGCCCUGAUGGACGUGGCUGGAGUGAAGAUAUCAACUGGGUUCCAGUACCGUACACCACCAUACCAUUGCGUUAUGACUUCGUCAUGGGCUUUAACUGCCCAAGCUUCCAGGAGCAUUAUGAUAAACAAGCAACUAAAACUUAUGUACCUGAAAUUGCCAAAUAUAGUCACGUGCUAGAUCAACUUUCCUCGGCGCUGAAACAUGAUAUCAUAAAACGUAAUCCAGUGAAAAUAUUCUCCGCAUAUGACUUGCUCGUUAGUCAGGUUAAUAUUGGCCUUCUUCCAACACCAUCAAUACAGAAAAUGAUGCCGGAUAUAAAGGAGGCGGCUGACAAAGCGUUUGAUUUAUUAUUUGGUAACGAUACCAUGCUGCCAUUACAAGCUGGUUUACUCUUACGGGAAUUCUUUGAAGUAUCCGCAUCAGCAGCUGCUGGAGAGCCCAUUCAUAAAGUGAGAAUCUACUCCGCACACGACAACAACGUUUAUGCGUUCGCGGCGAUAUCCAAGGCAAUACCAAGACAGGGCAUACCACCAUAUGCUGCGCUAUUUGCGCUGGAAUUAAGGAGAGUGGUGGAAACAGGAAGAUAUGUCGUUAUGCCAAUUUAUGUGAAAUCUCCUGGUGAACAAGUGCAGUACCUAGAGAUUCAAGGAUGUGGUGGACCGCUCUGCGACCUUAAGAAUUUCUAUGCCAUCACUUCUCCCUAUCUGCUUGGUGUUGACGAGUGGAAGGAAAGGUGUAACUAUGACGAGAACGCUACAUUCGACAGUCAAAUAUACGAUUGA
Parnassius mnemosyne (clouded apollo) is the source of this 816-nucleotide messenger RNA. The record is from the annotation of a GenBank genome assembly. Lineage: Eukaryota; Metazoa; Arthropoda; Insecta; Lepidoptera; Papilionidae.